Messenger RNA from Mesorhabditis spiculigera, 483 nucleotides. NCBI's taxonomy places the organism in Eukaryota, Metazoa, Nematoda, Chromadorea, Rhabditida, Rhabditidae. The record is from the annotation of a GenBank genome assembly.
AUGACGCGAUGCGCCCUCGGCGGGUCCAAGGGACCAAGUUGUCGACUGCGUGGCUGGGUGCCAGCGUCUCUCUUCUCGCCGGUCCCGAGCAGUCAGCCCACACAGCCGAACAGCUCGGAUGAGAAGAAGGAGAAACCUCCGGUGGUUUGUAAAAUUAAAGAGCCCAAGCGAGCGCACAAGACGAAAGGGUGCACCGAAGCGACGCAGGGCUCGGUCAACCACCCGCCCGACAAGACGGACGAGUCGGACAAGACGCAGCGCGCCUCCUCCCCAAUUAACCUCGCCAACUACGAGGUCAUCUACAACGCGAUAGAGCCCAUAAAGAAUCUCGUCCAACGCGAGCUGACGGAUAUUGAAGAGGCGAACCCCGAAUACGUGACGCUGACCGCGUUGAUGGUUGACGAGAAAUGGCCGGCGUAUUGUGUGAAGCCCGGCAACAACAACGACAGCAAGGACGCCGUCCGGUCGGCGCGGAAGACCAAA